Molecule: messenger RNA, 582 nt
Organism: Trypanosoma cruzi
Lineage: Eukaryota; Euglenozoa; Kinetoplastea; Trypanosomatida; Trypanosomatidae
Product: mucin TcMUCII, putative
Exons: 1
Coding region: 1-582 (193 amino acids)
Source: RefSeq, a predicted model, not a curated record
AUGAUGAUGACGUGCCGUCUGCUGUGCGCCCUGUUGGUGCUCAUCCUGUGCUGCUGCCGUUCCUUAUGCUUUGCGCAGGAUUCUGAAAAAGUUCAAGCUCCUGAUUUUACUUUAACCGCAACCGUUACACCGUCCUCUCCAUCAGAGGAACCGCGUCAGGAGGCCGGUGAGUCAGAGUCGCUAAAUCCGGGGGCCGAUAUGCAAAGAGGAAAAGCUGUCUUAAAUGGAGAUAGAGGGCGUCCGACCGGUCCGAAUCCGCAAACAAAUGACGUUUCCAUUACGGCACCGAUAGAAGGUACGGACGAUACGACAGGGACACAAAGUCUCACGCACCCAUCCCCAGAAAAAGCAGGUCAGAACGCCGAAGCUUCUGCCAAGACAACCACGACGUCUACAACACACGCACCAACUACGACCACGACCACCACCACGACCACCACUACGACCGCUGCGCCAGCCACGACGACCACCCGCGCACCGUCACGUCUUCGCGAAAUCGACGGCAGCCUCAGCAGUUCUGCGUGGGUGUGUGCCCCGCUGCUGCUCGCCGCAUCCGCGCUGGCGUACACCGCUGUGGGCUGA